CAGAGGAUCAAUACAGCACUCGAGAGAGGGUUGUACAGCCAGAACCUGAUUUGGUACCUAUGAUGAAGGUACACUCUGGACUAUUUGCUAUUUGAUAUCUGUUUUGGAAGGUAGACGACUCUGUACAGGCAGGUAGAUACGGUUAACUUGGAGGAGAGAGCACACCGGACUCACGUCUAGGGAGUCCAUGUCCAUGCCCACGCCCACGCCCACGCAGCCCUUGAUGCACGGCUGUUUGGCCGCAUCGCACUGCACUGCACUGCACUGCAUUAUUCUAACAGCCGAUGCGCUGAACUUAAUGCCUGUCGCACAGAUCCUUCCUACCUGCCCAAUUCUGCUCCUUCUCCUGCUCCUGCUCCUGCUCCCUGUGUACCUGCCUGGAGGAAGGAAGCCUCGAGGGCUUCGAGGGAUAACCUGACUUGACUUGACUUGACUUGAUUCUCGAACCCAAGCCCAAGCCAGCCUGACUUUCGUUUCUUCUUCCUCUCCGCUCCACUCCACCAUCCAACAUCAUCACCAAACACCACCACGACGUAUAAUCUGCAAUUGAAGACACCCCGUGCGAGCAUGACCUCUCUAAUAUCAAUACCGCAUUCUCUGCAUUCACCUCUCGCCAUCCAGCCUCCAACCAACACCGAGCGGGCCGACAAUUGCAUGCGCGACCAACACGACGGAAUAGAGAGCGUUGGAUCGAGUCUGUGAUCGAGCCAAACUCCACCAUCACCACUCACGCAUGCGCCGAGUCAAUCCACGCGACUCUCGACCGUCAAUUCGUGCGCGCAUGCAAAUCCUCAAUUAAUGCGUAAUAUGAAGAGGUCUGCGCAUUGGGUGAAUGGAUUUUUCAUGCGUGCGUGUUUUCACUCUACCUACUUGUUCGUCGCCAGCUGGAGCUUGAAGCUCGCUACUUCGCCAUCUUGUUUUCACCCCAGCACCAACCUCCCCAAUUCACCGCGACCCGCCUCAACUCGCACCACCCAAGGCCAUCCCGACACCUGAUCUUUCUCUACCACAUUCCUUUGCUCUUCACACACACAACCUUUCCCAGCAUUUUAUCAUUCCUGCCGCCCAAGUAGGAAAUUCACAUUCCUCGAUCCCAAUCGAGAACCACAACACCAAAAGUACCCGAAUUUCGUGAUAUCCCAAUUGGAGUCACAACUCGAUCUCUGUGGUGAUUCGACACCCAAUUCACCUUGUCGAACUACCCUCGACCUCAGCCAGCAGCAGCGCUGACGACCCCUUCUCCUCCCAUCUCUAACGACCCUAACGAAGUGAACGAACCUUUAACGCCUACACCUACGCAGCGCCAGCAGCAGCAGCGUCCCCUACGUCGAACCCACAUUGAAGCUGCAUCUGCAGGUAUCAGUCCACCUCCACGAGUUCGCUUUGCUCAAAACCAACCAAGAAGCGAGGCAUUGACUCAUGAUUUCGACGAAGAUCUCGCCUCGUCAACACCAGUAGCAAGCUCUCAACACUACUCCCCUGAAGCUGAACGAAGACCUCACCGUGCUCUGAGAAUCUCUCGGACUACUGCUAGUGCGAUCCUCUAUACCCUCGAAGAAGCUUUACGGCAGCCAAACCCCUUCACACCUGAUCUUGUGGAGGAGAACGCUUCGAUGUCCGAUCUGACCGGUGGAGGGUCUGGCCCCGCGGGCAACAGCAGGACCGGAAAUGGCAGACCUCAACCUCCACCUGGGACAUCUGGUUCGCCUAGUCUCAAAGGUCCUAGGGAGAUUAUGAGAGAGCGUAAUGCAAGGGAGGCCAGGAAGAAAGCAGAAUUGGAACAGAGGGAGGCUCUGGAACGUGCAAGAGCCGCUGAGGAAGCAAGAUUACUCGAGCAAGAUAGAAGACGAAGUGCGGAACGAAGGGCAGCAGCUGCUGCUGGCGCUGCAGCACAACAAAGAGCCAGUGGAGAAUCUGGACAGAGGACUUCAGGUGGAACGGCCGGCCAAAGAGUCUCGGAUGGCUCCCAGCAACGUAGAUCAGAUCCCCCGCAAGAGGAACUUCAAGGAAUAGGGCGUGGUGGGAGAGCAGUAGGAGGUGGUGAGACUGCACCAUCUGCUCGACCUAGACCCAGCCAGCAACAGCAGUCUCAGCCACCUAGACCUGUUCCUGGAACAUCACGGCCAAGACCUGCUCAAGCUGAAGUUGAAGGAGGCCCAGCUCUGACGUCACAACCGGCGACCAGAUCAUCAUUUCCACAUGCCUUCGAACGAUGGGAAACUUUAUCCGCUCACUGGGAAGGUCUCACAUCUUUCUGGAUCCGAAGACUGGAAGAGAAUAGUAAUGAUUUGAAUCGAGAUCCCUUGUCGCAGCAACUUUCUCGACAAGUCACAGAUCUUUCGGCUGCAGGUGCCAAUCUUUUCCAUGCUGUGGUUGAAUUGCAAAGAUUACGAGCCUCAUCUGAGCGAAAGUUCCAGCGCUGGUUCUUCGAGACUCGAGCUGAGCAAGAACGUGCACAGGAACUUCAAGCAGUCCUGGAAACCAGUCUUGAGCAUGAACGUUCGGAGAGAGCAGCAGCUAUCGCUGAGGCAGUUGCAAAGGAGCGGGAGAAGUCAAACGCUACUAAGCAAUUGGCCGAAAUGAAGCGCGAAUUGCAAAUAUCAAAGGAAGAGGCAAGAAGAGCUUGGGAAGAGCUUGGACGUCGCGAGCAAGAAGAGAGGGACCGAACCGCAGCUUUGAAGGAUGGUCGGCCUACACUUAUAGGUGGAGUUCAGGUGGUCCCUAUGAUGCAAGGAGUCCCUAGCAGACAUACUAGUGCCCGAGAUCCAGCACAGUAUUCCGCUCCCGAACCAGAAGGACCUAUUGAGAAUAGCGAUCUUGCAUACCAAGAAUACUCCAGAGCUCAAAGAUCAGCGCCAGCAGACCCUUUCACUGAAACCCGGACCAGCUCUCGACCAACUUACACCGAAGCCGAUCUACCAAUCCACCCAGCCUUUACGAAUUCCCAGGAACAUUCCACGGCACCAGCCGUCCAACCCGCUUCCACCUCCGCGUUCUAUCAGCAGCACCAGGGAACUUCCCUUCAUCCAGAUCCCACUUACCGCCAACCUUCAGUUCCCUCCGAAACUGGUGCAAUGAGCGAGGAGGAGUAUGAGAUUGAUUCACAAGGUCAAUUCAUCCGUGAUGCCCGAGGCAACAAAAUCCGAUACCAAGGCCCUCCCUCUGACGCAGACACAGAUGAAUUCGAUGUUGCCUCAGAACGUGAGCGUGAGCAAGCGAACCUUCAACGUUAUGGUCAAGUCUCCGGCGUCGAAUAUGGACGCGGGCCCACCUCUACAUCUGGAGGUCCAACUUCACACCCAACGAUCUCGGAACCUGUAGAUUAUUCUGGGCAGGGCUAUGGUGCUGCGGCUCCUGAAUGGGCGGCUGUUCCUAGACAUCAUCAUCCUACGAGAUUGAGCGAUGUAUUGGAAGAGGAUGAGAGGAGUCGGACAAGUGCGGGUGCGAGUCAGUUGAGUCGACGAGAGGCUUAGCCAACUGUCCUUCAAAUCUAAGGCUUUUUCCGAGAGAUCGAUAUCUGUGAGUGGUGAUGCGGCAUCACUCAGAAACACUACCUCGAGCCUAUUGCCUUGAGCAACAGGGAAGCGAGAAUAACAGAAAGGAGAGGGCACAGCAUCUGUACGGCGUCUUCGGUGUUGCGGUGUCUGGAGAAAACGAGCGAAGUGAAAAUUGGUUUGGCUUAGUGUUUAUAUGUAUGAGCUUUUUUGGCUGACGGAUGGACGGAUUUUGUAUGUUGUUCUUGUUACUUACUACGUUGCCGCAUAUCGAGUGGUGCCGCGAAAAAUAGGUACAGAUGAAGAAAUUGGAAGCGAGCGAGCGAGCGAGCGUGCAUGCUAGCAUCUUCUUCUUUUCUAUCUGCUGAAUUUUUCGGGGAUUGGAGUUGCAGGGUGCCUCGGCCGGCUUUCCGGACUGCAGAUUACUACAGUGCAGAGGAGAGCCAGAGCUGAGGAUAAUCGUGGAGAAGAAGUAAGACAGUAUUGAGAGGAGUCAAGAGGAAGAGGCUUUUGCAUUGUAGGAAUAUGUGGUAUGGCUGCGAUUGUGGAAGGAUAGGAGGCAUUUUGCGUGCAUGAGCUCCGUGCAUCUUUGUUGUGCAUAUUCUGGGCGCGUGGUCUGAUAUGGUAUGCUGUCUGUUGUAUCGUAUCGUAUGAUAGAUACUGAGAUUCUAGUUCUCUUUCAUAGAGGGAAGAGAGUAUGAGCAAGGAGA
Messenger RNA from Cadophora gregata, 4204 nucleotides. RefSeq lists its product as uncharacterized. The record is from RefSeq and is a predicted model, not a curated record. NCBI's taxonomy places the organism in Eukaryota, Fungi, Ascomycota, Leotiomycetes, Helotiales, Ploettnerulaceae. The transcript has a single exon. The coding region runs from base 1614 to 3473 and encodes 619 amino acids.